Molecule: messenger RNA, 1399 nt
Organism: Momordica charantia (bitter melon)
Lineage: Eukaryota; Viridiplantae; Streptophyta; Magnoliopsida; Cucurbitales; Cucurbitaceae
Product: NAC domain-containing protein 7-like
Biological process (GO): regulation of DNA-templated transcription
Molecular function (GO): DNA binding
Source: RefSeq, a predicted model, not a curated record
UUCCGCUUCUCGGGAUCUGAUCUCGAGACAGAGGAGAGGAGAGAAGAAGAAGUGAGACAAAACUGAUCUCUUAUCAGUUUUAUUAUAUAAUCUCCCUUUUGUUUCCUUCUCAUCUCUUAGCUCUCUCAUAGAGUUUUGGAAAAGAGCCCCUCAUAAAGCUAUUACCUUCCAUCGUGUCUCCCUAAUUCCCAUUUCAACUAGAUCUGUGGACGAAGCUUGGUAGCUCUGGAUUGGCCUUUUUGCAACUUCACAACACUCCCCAGGGUUUGUAGUUGGAAUAUAAGUGAAUAUGAACUGCAUUCCACAUGUUCCCCCCGGCUUUAGGUUUCACCCAACAGAUGAAGAACUUGUUGAUUAUUACCUGAGGAAGAAGGUUGCUUCCAAAAGAAUUGAUUUGGAUAUCAUCAAAGAUGUCAACCUUUACAAAAUCGAGCCAUGGGAUCUUCAAGAACUAUGUAAACUGGGAAGUGAAGAUCAGAAUGAAUGGUAUUUCUUCAGCCACAAGGACAAGAAGUACCCGACAGGAACUCGAACAAACCGAGCGACAAAAGCAGGGUUUUGGAAAGCAACAGGAAGAGACAAAGCUAUUUAUUCUCGGCAUUGUUUGGUUGGGAUGAGAAAAACCUUAGUGUUCUAUAAAGGAAGAGCUCCCAAUGGACAAAAAUCAGAUUGGAUCAUGCAUGAAUACAGACUUGAAACUAAUGAAAAUGCAACUCCUCAGGAAGAAGGAUGGGUGGUGUGCAGAGUUUUCAAGAAGCGGCUGCCGACGGUGAGAAAAGCCGGGGACUACGGCUCACCGUGCUGGUACGACGACCAAGUCUCCUUCAUGCCGGAGCUCGAUUCUCCGACCACCCAAAUCUCUCAUCACCAGCCGUACCCAUCCUUCCACCACCCUAAUUACCCCUGCAAGCAAGAGCUUGAAUUACACUACCACGCGCCGCCGCACGACCCCAUGUUCCUCCAGCUCCCUCACCUCGAGAGCCCCAAAAUGCAACCCUCCUCCGCCGCCAACUCUCUCCUCCCUUACGCCUACGCCGAGCAGGCCGUGGCUGAUCACGUCACCGAUUGGCGAGUGAUGGAAAAAUUCGUGGCCUCUCAGCUCAGCAACGAUCAAGAUCAUGUCAAGCCAUCAAAUUAUUCCCAAGCUUCUGUUUUUCAACUCCCCCAUGAGUGUGAACGCAAAGAUAUGGCACCGGAGUUUGCUCUGGCGGCGUCACCGCCGUCGAGUUGCCAGGUGGAUCUCUGGAAGUGAAGGAAAUAAGGAAAGGGAAAUAUAUAUUGUGAUCUCUACAUGGUGUCCAAAAAAAUGUUAGAACGAACCAUAUACCAAAAAAGAAAAAAAAAAACUAAUUAUAGGAAGAAAGGAGAAGCCGAUAUUGAUACGAUAUUUUUAUUCUGA